AUGGCAGCUCGAGACGCUCUUGUGCAUUCGGAAUCUAUAUUAACUCAAAUCCUAACCACUGUACUCGCCCAUUCGCCCAACUUGAGAAUCCCCCUCUUGGCCGAAUGCGGACGGCCAUUUCACAAUGCGGCGGCCAACGUUUUGUUCAAGACGUUCCUGCUCUCCGACUCUGACGAAGCUUCAAACCCAGUUGUUCGGAAUCCUGCGAGGUAUGCGUCGAGGAUUAAGACACUUGUAGUUGUAGAUCCACCCCGAAAAGACCAAGAAAGCACACUGUUUGAGUUGGACGAGACUGGAGAGGAGGAUGAAGAUGAAGAGGUAUCCGGUAUCAGACCGCUUUCCGGAGGACGAAUCAGAGAUGUACUAGAGAAAUGCAACAACCUGGAAGAAUUAAUAUUCUCAACGCAUACCCCGCAUCUUAAACGAUUCGCAUUUGCACCGACCAGUGCACCUCGAGACAAUACGCUCCCGCUCAAAUGGGAUGCUCCCUCGCUUUCGGUCUUGCCCCCUCUUGCGCAUUUACGUCUGACGAGGCUGUCGCAGUCCGGAGCGAGCGCCCUGGCGUCUCAUCCGCCCGAAGUCCAGCACCUCGAGCUGGAUUUCGUAUGGCUGGACGAUUGGGUGUGCGAACGGCUGGCGAGGAUGCCCCGGGUGAAACGGAUGACGAUCAGUACGGGCGGUACUAAACUGACGGACCGGGGCGUGAGUGCUCUUGUCGAAGGGUGUGAGACGUUGGAGGUAUUGGAGCUUGUCGAGGUGCAAGGGAGGUUGUCCAAGUCUCUUUGGUCCAAUGUCGAACUUUUGCCCAUGCUGCAUACACUGAAAAUCGCGCUUUCGGAGAGCGGACCGCAUCAUUCUUGGACGGCGGACCAUUUGUUGUCGUUGCCUUGCCUUGUCGGGCUCAACCAGCUCACGACCAUCUCGAUCACGAGGACGUACAACGGGUAUGGCCCAGUCGACGAUGUCGCGCUUCCCAAGCCCGUUCCGAGGGAGGUGGUCGAGGCAUUUGCGUCGUGCGACAAAGUCAAGCACCUUGAAUGCGAUUGGUGGGCUUGGGGAAUCGACGAAUUAAAGGAACUCGUCGAGGGAUGUACUCUGCGUAUAACUCUGGACGCGCCGUUUGCGCGACUGCUCUCGCUCACGUCUUCGUUCGCGCACCUUGCACAUCUGACGCGUCUGUACGUCUCGGUUCCGUCGACCCAUGCGCCGUCUGCACCACCUUCGCCCGUGUUGCAAACGCCGGGGGUGUCUCCGCUCGGGUUUGUGAAUGGGUACGGAAUUGGGGUUGGAAUGGGCGUAGGGCCUGGGGGUAUCAUGAUUGGUUCUCCAACAAGUUCGCCCCUGUCGCUGACGCGAUCUCUCAAGAGUCCCGCCAAACUCGUGCUUCCGGUCCCUUUGCCCGAGAGCGAGAGUCUGGCGACGAGUCCGGUGGUGGGUGCGGGCAACACAAACGAGGUCAUCAUCGACAGCUCGACGGUGGAUACGGUCGUUCCUCCUCUGAGAGAUGUACGCAAGUUCAUGAGGCGGUGUCCGAAAUUGGUAUUGCUAGAGUGGUUUGGCCGAACGGGUCGAGGGGCGUGGGUUGCGCACCGAGAGGACGCCAAGAGCGUUGCGGGCAUCAAGGUUGAAUACCAAGGGUGUUGCGCCAUGGACGAGAGUGUGUUGAAUGUUGCGUGGACGAGAUCAUUCCUGGGCACUGUUCCGCGCCAAGAUGCAGAGUGGACCGGGCCCGAGGCCGAAGCUGCCGCCGAGGCGGUUAGGGAAUACGAGACCGAGCGGGACGGAGAGAUUGAGAGGGAGAAGGAGGCGAAGCGUAAGCUGGCUGCGGCGGGCCGGAAGCGCGGUGCGACGGUAUCGAGCGGGGUGGUGGUGGUUCCUGAGACGUAUGGAGUAUUGGGAAACGGGAAACCUCGGAGGCGGCAGAGUAGCGCGAGCGAAGGGUUGGGAAAGCCCAAGGCAAGAGAUGAUUGUGCCGUCAGGGGCCGUUUGCGUUUGCGUUCCUACUCUCCGUCGUCCACACGACAUCCACUCUUUAUGUCUCACGCAGUGUACUCAUCGCCUGGUGAGGCACAGAGCUCUGUGCCUAUACCGACAACCCGACCACCGCCGAACCGGGCCCCGACGCGGACUGGGCCGUCGCUGAAGCGCGGAAAGACACUCACGCGCCCGGAGCGUGGAGUAGCGCCCGCACCGCUUAUCAACCCACCAGCACCGUUGCUGCCUGCUCCCGGAGCGCAAAAAGUGGUUGUAACCGACGACGGCCUGGAUGUGUGGGUCAUCUUUUCCCGCACCGUCACCUUUUGGGCACCGGGCUUUCUGCUGGCAUCCAUGGGAGGCAUGAAGGAUCCGGCUGUCCAGCAGGCAUGGCGAGAAAAAGUUGCCUUGUGCAUCAUUGCCGCUAUCAUGGGCGGUGUCGUUGGCUUUGCGACGAUCGGGCUCGAGCGGGUGUUGUGUCCCGAGUCGGCGGUGAUCAAGCCUGGUGAACUGGCGCGAGUGGGCACGCAGACAGGCACACUCGGAGUCGCUGGCCAACUCGUCAACAUUUCAGGUGCUGUUUCUCCCGCCGGAGUCGACUUUUUCAGGCUCGCAGACCAGCUCUCGGGCCAGGACAUUACCACUCUCUUUACCCGCACCGCAAACGAAUACACCAACUGCCGUGGCGCAACCUUUGCCGCCGCCACAGACAAUCCGUGCCCUACUCCUGCCACAUGCCCCAUAGGAGUCUUGAACCAGCAAACGUUCCAGUCUCUCAGAAUCACCAAUACUUCCCUCCAGGUCGGCUACGACUGGGAGCAUGUCACUUCCCUCACCAACUUCCUUGUCAUCGACGGCGCAGUUCUCAACUUCAAGCCGUAUAUGGACGCACACCCCAACGCCAUCCAAAACGACUCGAUCGACAAGGCUAUCCGUACCGUCCUUCGUGUGAGGCCAGGAAACUCGGGCAAGGACGCAACCCGUCUCUUUACCAAUCGCGCAGACCUCCAAGCCGCUAUUCCCUGUCUUACCGAACGCUACUAUGCCGGUCGCAUCGACAAGCUUUCGCCUGGAUGCUUUGUCUCUUCGCUUUUCCUAUACAUUUCCCUCAUCGUCAUCAUGUCCAUUGUCCUCGUUCGCUUUGCCAUGGCUUGUAUUUUCAACUGGUUCCUCUCUGCCCGCAUGGCUGCCACUCCCAAAAAUCUCGGUCGAACGGUCGUCAGUCCUGCCGUCAUGCCUGAAGGCGCAAAUCUCGCAGUUGACAGCAAAAACGGCACUGCACCCUGGUCUGACAAGUCUCGCAACAAAUUAACCAAGAAGACUUCCAGCGGUCGCACCAGUCCCUCCCCCGGUGUUCCAGGUGCCGCACCGCUCAUUACCGCCGCCCAAAUUGGUGCCGAGCUCUAUUCCGUCUGUUUGGUCACUUGUUACUCAGAGGGCGAAAGUUCGCUCCGCACCACCCUCGACUCGAUCAGCGCCACCAAUUUCUCGGACGAUCGCAAAUUGUUGUUUGUCAUUGCUGAUGGCAUGGUCACUGGUGCAGGUGAAAAGAUGAGCACGCCCGAUGUCUGUGUCAGUUUGCUCGAGGCCGAUCCCAGGUUCGGGAACCCAGUUCCUAUGGGAUACGAUGCGAUCGGAAGUGGUGCGAAAAAGGCGAAUCGCGCGAUGGUUUAUGCUGGUCAUUAUACCAAAGCCGGUCGUCGCACGCCUACUGUGAUUGUGGUCAAGUGUGGAACCGAGUCCGAGGCCGCGUCAGACAAGAAGCCCGGCAACCGAGGCAAACGCGACAGUCAACUUAUCCUCAUGAACUUUUUCUCGCGCGUGACGUACAAUGAUCGAAUGACGCCGCUUGAUUUCGAUCUGUUCAGAAAGAUUCAUGUGUUGAUGGGUGUUACUCCCGAUUUCUUUGAAGUUUGUCUGAUGGUGGACGCAGAUACCAAGGUGUUCCCCGACUCGCUCAAGCAACUCGUCAACUGUAUGCACCACGACAACUAUAUCAUGGGUGUCUGCGGCGAGACUCGUAUUGCCAACAAGCGCGAAUCCUGGGUGACGGCCAUUCAAGUCUACGAAUACUUUAUUUCCCAUCACUUGGCCAAGGCCUUUGAAUCGGUAUUCGGUGGUGUAACUUGUUUGCCCGGAUGUUUCUCGCUCUACCGACUCAAGGCACGCAAGGCCGACGACGACGACUGGGUCCCGCUCCUCGUCAAACCCGAAAUCGUGCGCGAAUACAGCCAGAGCGAAGUCCACACCUUGCACCAAAAGAAUCUGCUCUUGCUCGGUGAAGAUCGGUUCUUGACGACGAUCCUCAUCCGCACGUUCCCGAACCGCAAGAUGAUGUUUUGUCCGCAAGCACGCUGCCGCACCGUUGUACCCGACACAUUCAAGAUGUUACUCUCCCAGCGCCGCCGAUGGAUCAACUCGACGAUGCACAACCUCAUGGAACUCGUUCGCGUCCGAAACCUGUGCGGCACAUUCUGCUUUUCGAUGCAGUUUGUCGUAUUCAUGGACUUGAUCGGAACGACCGUCUUGCCAAUCGCCAUUAUCCUCACCUAUGUCCUAAUCGUCACCUUGGCGCUCGACCCUCCCAACACGUUUGAAAAGGCGAUUCCGCUCAUUUUGCUGUGCACGGUCAUUGGUCUUCCUGCGUUCUUGAUCUUGAUCACGACGCGCAAGGUCGUGUAUGUGUUUUGGAUGGGGAUUUACCUUUUGGCGCUGCCGAUCUGGAAUUUGGUCCUUCCUGUCUAUGCGUAUUGGCAUUUCGAUGAUUUCUCGUGGGGUGAAACACGAAAAGUCGAGGGUGAAGGUAAAGAUACAGGACACGGCGAUGGCGGAGGUGUAGCAACCCAAGUACCGCUCCGUCGGUGGGAAGACUGGGAACGAUCCCGCCUGCGCAAGCUCAAGCGCGAGGAAAAGCGACGACGGGAGAUGGAACGCGCGUACGCCAACUAUCCGGGCAACACCCUGCGCGCGGAGAAUACCGAAUACUACGACGGCGCGAGCGACACGGUCUCGGUCGUGUCGUCGGAAGACGACCAGUGGGGCCACCAGAUUGGCGGGUACAACGAGGCGAGUUCGCAGUACCCGCCGCCGCCCAACACGCUCCGCCGCCUCGACAUGGGCUCGGACUCGGGCCUGGACUCGCCUGCGCCCGGCGUGCGCUACCAGCUCGCGGACUCGAAUGGGUAUUCGCCUGUGAUGAGGGGCGAACCUGGCACGCCCAUCGCGGAUGGCCAGAGCAGCGCGCUGUACGAGCGCGGACAUGCCAAGCGACGGAGCGGGAAUCGGCACCCCGAUGGCGAGUACGGUCCUCUCGGCCCACUCGGACCCCCUCGAUAG
Molecule: messenger RNA, 5310 nt
Organism: Rhizoctonia solani
Lineage: Eukaryota; Fungi; Basidiomycota; Agaricomycetes; Cantharellales; Ceratobasidiaceae
Product: chitin synthase
Exons: 12
Coding region: 1-5310 (1769 amino acids)
Cellular component (GO): cell septum; cell periphery
Molecular function (GO): chitin synthase activity
Source: RefSeq, a predicted model, not a curated record